This is a messenger RNA of Alligator sinensis (Chinese alligator), 5953 nucleotides long. RefSeq lists its product as uncharacterized. The record is from RefSeq and is a predicted model, not a curated record. Lineage: Eukaryota; Metazoa; Chordata; Crocodylia; Alligatoridae. The transcript is spliced from 3 exons. The coding region runs from base 1 to 744 and encodes 247 amino acids.
AUGAGGUCCCCGCUCUGCGUGGGGCGCCUCGUGGUCCGGGCCGACAUGGAGAAGAGAUGGAAAGAAGAAGAGACGGCCGCGAAUCCGUUCUGUACGAAGCGGUGCAUCGCGACGGUGAAAAGCGAGCCCGACGCGUGGGAACCGCUGGAUCCCGAGUCUGCUGCGGCGCAUCAAGCUCAGCCGUCGGCGCUGGAUCAAAAGGAAGCCCUGCCCGAUCCCGAAACUCCCCACGACUACGACAUUGGGAACUACGUAGACUGUAGGCAUUCGAUAAGUGAUGAAAUUAAGUAUAAACUGCUUACCCAGCCGUGGACCCCUCAUCCGAGCUACGAGUUCCCGGUGUAUAAAGACUCGGAGAACACGUCGCGAAAAUUUAAUUACUCGUGGCUGAUAAAUUAUCCGUUCGUAUCUUAUAGCGAGAAAUGCGCGGGCGUCUUUUGUCGUGUUUGUGUGCUGUUUGCCCCAAUACAGGUAGGAGGCCAGAAACUGUCUACGCUGGUUUCUCAGCCAUGCAAGAAUUGGCAAAAAGUUACGACAAAAUUAAAAAAUCACACUACAAAAAAGUUUCAUGAAGCAGCCUGUUUGGAAGCGCAAAUAUUCAGCGAAUGUUAUGAAAAAACCUAUAAAAUUCUCAUACACACGCUGGAUGAAGAAAGAUGUGCCCAGGUAGAAGAAAACCGAAAGAAACUUGCACCUAUCAUUGAGACUGUGGUGUUUGCAGGGGGAGAUUCAGUGGCACACUAAAACGGGUACUGCUGGUAUGGACCAGUUUCAGCAGAGCGUUCCAGGUCUGGAGGUUGGCCGAAAGAAAGUGCAAAAAUAUUUGCUGGAGAAAGAAGCAGAGUGUAUGUUGAAACACAAUUGCAAGAGCAAAGGAGCUGUGCACAGAGCAGAUAAGUAUGAAGAGAUGGAUGUGAAAGAGCCUUGAUAGUGAGAACAAGAAAAUUGACCUUGAGGCAAUUAAAACAGGUAACCAAGGGAAAGAUUUAAGGAAGGGUGAGGAAUGUGGUCGGAGAGGUGAGUAGGGAGGUGAUUUCAACAGUAGGGGCCUAUAUGGGCAUGUGGGUUUUGGAGGAUCCAGAGAGGAAAAAUCAGGCUGGGAGAUAACGAAGGCCUGAACAAGAGUCUUAGCUAUUUUGAGUAAAAUGAUCUCAGAAAUGUUAUGGGGAAAGAUAUGGACAUGCAGAUCAAGGGACAAGAGACAAAAAAUGUGCAUCACCUCCUCUUUCUCCUGUUAACUGUCCUUAGGAACCUGGAGGGUGGUGCUAUCUUAAUGACGGAGGCAAGUUUAACUGUGAUGGCUUUUAGUUGAUAGCAAGAUAUCAAGAAGUAACUGACAGAGAGGGACUGAAGUGCAGAUCAGAUGGAGGGAGUCAGGUAAGACAUGAGGAGGUAGGAUUGCAUGCAAGUCAUCAGUGUAAUUUGAAACUGGGUAGACGAGGUCAUCCAAGGAGUGAAAGAGAAGAAGGGCCAAGAAUGGGAUAUAUGGAAGAGCAUCUGCAGAAGGAGCGACUAGAAAGGUGGAAAGGGAAACAGAGGAGGACAAGAGUAGGGCAGACAGUGUCAAAAGAAACAGAGAGCAAUGCAGGAAAAUGAGGGUGGAAUACAGGCCCUAGAUUUGCCUGUGCAGAGGUGCGUAUACUGUGUUUUACUUUUCCAUGUUAGCAGGUGAAUAUGGCUGCAUUUUGACUAAAGACAUGUAGUGUUAAGGUCUGCUCUGAAACAUGAUCCUACCCAGAAUGGUGUUGUGCAGUCUCAAAUCUAUUCUCCAAAACUCCUGGGUCAGAUCUGCUUCUUUUACAAGUACAUGCAUGUUUGUUUGCUUUUUAUAACUACCAGCACUGCAAAUUUAGCACUAGAAAGUCUAGUAGUUCUGCAUCUGGCAUUUUCAUCAUCACCACUAACAAGGAUUUUAUAAUUAAUGUCUGCCCUUGGGUAUGUCUGGGCAACUCUGAUAUCAUCUAAACACGCGCUGGAUUACACCUCUGCAACUCCUUUGCAUAGGUGUAAGAAAGGAGGUCCUGUGACUGGAACAUGCAGUCUGCUGGUGUUAACUAAGAAAGGAACCCAGCUCAUUCUCCUUGAGCUAUGGCAGUUUGACAGGACAGAUGGGAGCAAAAGCCCCUUGUUUUCAUAACUGUGAGUAGAUAAGGACACAAAGGUAACAGGUCUGCUGAGUAGGAAGGUGCAUAUUUACCUAUGCUCUUAAGAGAAGCUGCUUGCUUUCAGAAAUGGUGAAAACCAACACUUAUGUCUGGAGGUUUUGAAUGGUCUGUCACUAGUAAUCCCUACAUUCUCAGUAAUAAACUUAGAGAUGUGUCAUCUCUUCCCAUUUUUAUCAUUUUAUUUGAAACAGCACUUGAUAUCUAGUCAGUUUGGUUGUUUCUCCCAUAUAAUGAACUUUCCCUGUUGCUGUGUAGAUGCCCUGUAUACUUUUUUUUUGUAAGUAAUGUUCAUGAACAUGCAUAGUUGGUAGCAAGACUCGGGGCAAAGGUUGUCAUCUCUGAAAUUGUUUUUUAGCUUGUUUUUAUAUAGUUGUAAUACAGGAAUCAUGAAAGCUGAUAUAUUCUCUUAAGAUCCAGUUUCUUUUCAUAUCUGCCUUCAAAUCUUUUAUUCCACUAACAGUGCCCGUCUUGAUAUGUCUUCUAUGUAAUGCUGCUUCUGUCUUCAAAUCUCCCAUUCUAUUCUCAGACAUGAAGCACUAGUUCAACCCUCUUCUUUCAGAUAACCCCUAAAGAAUUCCCCUGUAUGGACAGGUUGUAAAUACUAAAAUACUAAAAAGAGAGGAAGGAGUGAGCAAUGAGAAAGAAGACAGAGAUCAAAUAAGAGGGAAGGAGUGGCCAAUGAGAAAGUAGACAACUUAUGUUUAAAAUACAAAAAUGUCUUGUGGCACUAUCAAGUAAUCUCCAUUUUGUGACACGCUUCACACAGUGUUUGCUAUGGUGGCUAUUUGCAUUAUUUCUAUAAAUAGCAUGUAAGAUGGUUUUGCAUGUCUUUUGAUCUGUAAUGGCCUUCACAUGUUUUGAGCCCUGUUUAAAUAAGCUGUAUACUAAAUGGAAGAAUAUAGCACCUCUGGUUAUUUUAAGAAAGCUCCUUUUCUUCCUCCCCCAUAUGUUCCUACUUUUCAACCAGCUGUUACAGAGGUGGUGCUGGGCUUUGGCGCUAGUCCUGCCCAGCCAUCUUCUGCAGAUGGGAGAGUCCCUCAGAUAGUGUGUGUUAGGGAAACAAAUUAUGAGACUCUUGGAAGAAACCCAAAAGCGAGAAAGUCCAUCCACUUGCAUGCAAAGAGCAGAGUAAUGUAGAUGUUAGGUUAGAAACAAAUCCUGUUGCUCCUCUAAAUCAAGCAUUUGUUCAAGUUAAAACUUUGGAAUUAACUCAAAACAGUUCUUAGAGGACAUUUAUCUGUCACAAAAUCACCAGAAAGUAUAGUGUCUCUGGCCACGAGCAGGCCAGAACUGAAAAAGAGAUAAGAGGAGGUUGCAGAUCAGAAUGUUGUUCUGGUACAAUUGUGUUUCCAUACCAGGAGCCCGUAUCAUGGAUGUCUCUAGUUACUAGCUAUUAGUUUAUCUUGCCUCUUAGGAACUGAAAUAAGUACGAGCACUGUAAUUUGAAUGAUAAAAUGUAUGUCAAGUCAAAAUGGAGAGGCUUAUUGGAGAAGUCCUCUUUGAUAGUCAUCCGAGAACAUAAGAGAAGUCAAGCUGGGAAAGAACUGCUGAAUCAUCCAUGUGUGUGAAAAGUUGGUUUUGUGUUGCAAGGAGACAUGGCUUGGAAAGAAUGGCUUGCCUCUCCUCUUUCACCAGGUUACUCCCUGGCUCCUUCCAGUUUGUCAGCAUGUGUUAUAAAGUCAGUGCAGUAUGUUAGGAUAUAGUAUGAUUACCGUGUUACUUAUUUUCAAAUACAGUGUAUUCUUUUCUCUAUGUGGUGUGACCAAGCUAUGCUAUGGAAAUGCUACACUGGCCCCCUUGAAUGAAAGAAGGGGCAGGAUGUUACAAUUAGAAGUUUUGUUGGAAUUUGGGAUUAGAUUCCAAGUUCCAGUGCUGGGAAACAGAGCGUAAAUGUUACAGUUCAUGAGAGGCUGGACUACAGAGAAACUGUACAAGGAGAAUUAACUACUUGUCUUCAGUGGCGGGAACCCGAUCAGUCAGUUCAUAGGCCGGGCUAAGCCCCUCUUGUAAGGUUGCAACCAUACGAUAUUCAUACGAUUAAUUGUGAUAAUUUGAUUUCCAACAGGAUCCCAAAUCCUGGUAGAAGCGAGGUUUCAACUUCCAGACAAAUCUUUGCAAAGGCCGUUUAUGUGGCCUUAGAGAAAUCGGGUAGCAUUAGGGAGGGAAAUCCAUGGCAACAAACAAGGAAAGGAAGGAGAGCAGAAUUCCUGAUGGGGGAUGAAAAGGAAAGUCUGAGUUCGGGAGGUGAAUCCAAGUUCUCUUCAGUUGACAUUGCGCAACAUUACUAUUUCAGUUUGGUCAUUUUCAGCUGUUGUGUUUCUGCUCCUAUAGGGAUGUGGAAGGUACAUUUUUGGCAUUCAAAUAUGCAAACAAUUGGGUUAUUUUCCUUCCUAUGAAACCAUGUGUGUACAACCAUAGUGCAAUACAACGGGGACAAGCUGCCCUAGUAAUACCCAAGCUAUAAAGGCUCAAGACCAGCUUUGAUGGAAUCUAUACAGCUGGCCUAGCCCACCUGCUGAAGCUUUCAGACCUACUAAUGUCGAUUCAAUGGUUCUUCCACAACUGUGUGAUUAAUUAUUUUAUAGGCUUUCAAAUGGCAUUGGUUUCAACUGUUAGUGUGAGGUUUCUGAACCUAGCCAGAUCAAGUCAUGGAGAAAGACUCACUGGUUCUCCAAAGUGUGUGGCUGGGCUGGUGACUUUUUUUCUUUUAAGUAGGACUGUUGAUGCUUGAAGGGAUCAAACAAGCAGAAGAAUUCAUUGUGGCAAGUGCCUGCUUGGGGUUAGUUUCAGUAAGUCUCUUAUUAUCGGACGGUUUUCCAGGUGCGGUGUUGCCUAAGUGCCCACUUGAAGGAUCUGAAAAACAAACUUCAGCUGCCGUUAUAUUGCUGCAUUAUCUCCACAUUAACUUUUACAGGCAAACAUUGCUUUUGGGCUUAUAUGUGGGAUAUACCCCAGUGACUUUAGUGGAAGCUUUGUACACUUUAUGACAGUAUUGACUUGCACCUAAAAUAUAUAGCUUGUGCUUGCUCAUGUGCAAUCUCUCUCUCUCUAUAUAUAUAUAUACACAUGCUGUGCUUGGCUUGUUUUGGUUGCACCUGAUGAAGACUAUCAAGCGUUCAAAAGCUUGUCGAACUCUAUCCCAACUCUAGAGUUGGUCCAAUAAAAGCUACCAGCAUAAGAAAUCCUCUCCUCUCCCAUAUGUAUAUUUACACUUUUUGGAUCGUCUGUAAAGUGCUAAUCUACCCUGCCAUCUACUUGAUUUCAGACUAACAUAGCUAACAACGUCUCUUUAUGCCUGGAACGCCAUGGGACAAAUACCAGCCUUUUGCAACACGUACAUAACCCGCGAGAAAUGCCAUUUACUGGGUCAGCCCAUAGGUCCGUCUUGCCCGGUCUCCUAUGUCGCAGUGGUAGAGAGCGGGUGCAGAAAGGGGAAGCGAACGGGGUAUGACCAGGGGUUUUCCCCCCUUUCCUCUCCCCCUUGCAGCCUCUGGCGUUUAAGGUCUAGGAUUUCGAGGCUGCACCCCGAAUGUCCGAUGUUCAAUCACUACCACUGGGCGACUGAAACCACCCCCCAAUAAGCAUCGCACGUGGAGCACGUCACACGGCUUCACGACCCGCGGGGAGAGGCGCGAAGCCGUGAGUCUUAAUAAUAAAUAUGACACAGGGGGACGAUGCCAGGCAGGGGCUUUGCCGUCUACGGCGGGCGGGCGGGUGAGCCUGCAGGGCAGACGAGGCCGGGGUUUUGCCCCAAAGUGGCAGCGACCGUCCUGAGGAGGGUACGUGGC